AAUAGAGCACUUUCAAGCUUGAACCAGCAUCCAGCUACUCAGGAACACGCACAGCCUGUGGUUCAAACCCUCUGCAGCACCGACACCAGAAAUAUAUCCAGAAUCAUGAAGCCCGAGGUCUUCCUUUGCCUGCUGCUGAACUGCUGCUUCCUACACGAUGCUGACUGCAAAAGCCCUCCACUUCCAGACUGCCAGCAAGUUCAGUGUCCAGCCUGCCCUGCCAACCACAAAGCAGUGUUUGUUGGGAAUCAAUGCUGCCCUCGUUGCAUCCCAUCCCCUCGGUGUCUCUGCCCUCCCCACCUGAAACAUGGUUGUCCCAAGGAUGGAUACCUUCGUCAGGGAGAGUCCGUGUACAUUGACUUUGGCACCCAAAAGUGUACUUGUAUAUCUCCUAACAACAUUCAAUGUGCUUCAGUUUGCCCUGAAAUUCCUCCAACAUGCAAGUAUAUAGGAAGGCCUAUGGAUGGCUGUGGUGUAUGUGCUUGUCGCAUUAACGAUUAUCAUUAUGUAGAAGCUGGAGGAAAGAUUGAAAAAGAAUGUGAAACUUGCGUAUGUCCUCCAGAUGGUGGAGAACUUGAGUGCACAGCCACCUGCAAGAAAGUUGUGUAAAAGAGAUUUUUCAUGCUGAAUCAGAAAAAUAAUACUGGGUAGAAAGGAUUUGUAAGCUGAUUUGAAUCCUUUCUUAGGAGAAAGAUAAGGUACAAAAUGAAUGAAUGAACAAAUAAACCAAUUGCAUUAUUAAAGAA
Molecule: messenger RNA, 746 nt
Organism: Anolis sagrei ordinatus
Lineage: Eukaryota; Metazoa; Chordata; Lepidosauria; Squamata; Anolidae
Source: RefSeq, a predicted model, not a curated record